GCCUGCCACCCUCUGGGCCGCCGCUACCGCUCUCGCCGCCAGGUCUGAGUGCCGACGCUGCAGCCAUGGCCUAUUGCCGGCAGGAAGGGAAGGAUCGAAUCAUAUUUGUGACCAAAGAAGACCAUGAAACUCCAAGCAAUGCAGAGCUGGUGGCUGAUGACCCCAACGAUCCCUACGAGGAGCAUGGAUUGAUCCUGCCAAAUGGAGACAUUAACUGGAACUGCCGGUGCCUUGGGGGAAUGGCCAGUGGCCCCUGUGGGGAACAAUUCAAGUCGGCCUUUUCCUGCUUCCACCAUAGCACAGAGGAUGUCAAGGGGUCAGACUGUGUAGACCAGUUCCUGGCCAUGCAGGAAUGCAUGCAGAAAUACCCGGACCUGUAUCCCCAGGAGGAUGAGGACGAGAAGGAGGAGGAGGAGGAGGAGGAGGAGGAGGAGGAGAAGCCAGCAGAAUGUUUAGAAGAAACAGCUCCUACUGAAGCCACUGCAACCAAAGAAGAGGAGAGGUCAAGCUAAUGAAGACCAUAAGGCACUGGGCUCCAGUCCUUCUCCUUCAGAGUAAUAUGAACCUUUUGUAAGAUGCCUUUUGGUCAUUCUCCGAGAAAGUGUCUUUCCCUCUGUUCUGUGCACUAUAAUGUACAAAAUAACUUAUUUUGAUGAUCGGGGAUCUUGGUCCUUUGACAUAUACACUGGAAAAAAUGUAUGUGUGCCUCACAUAAACCUAUCAGCAAAUGUAGCUGUCACUUUUGAAUUAUCAGAUUAUCCUGAAUUUUUCCUCUUUGAAAUAAUGUACUGACUAUGCUCAGCAACUAAAAAUCAUUAUCUGGGAGUGUCUUGUGAGUGAGCUGAUUUAUUCUGAUUGAUUAUAUGCCCUUGUAGAUUUUAUACCCCUGUGGGAAACGAAACAAAACCAUCUUCCUUUAAAAAUGCUGGAGUGGGGCCAUUCCCAAUACAAGGCCACAUGAUCACUUAUUUCUCAUGAACCAUCUUGACCUUGAGUAUGUGAGGAGUACUAUAUUUCAUUUCUGAUGCAUUUUGGUUUCCAUUUUCACUUUGAGCUCCAGGUUUUCCAUGCUUGGAAAUUGGAACUUUGGACCCUCUGAUUCACAGUCCCUUUCUAAAUGAAGAGAAAGGCUGGUUUUGCUGUUGUUGUUCUUCCACAAGCCCUGGUUUGGGGCCUGUGUUCACACUGGCUCUGUGUCAGCCUGUUCAGUGCAAUGUUCUUGAGAGGUGGGGACCUAAUUGUUACAAAAGUAGCAACCAAGAGAAGAAACGGUGUGAAUUAAGUAGUCAAUUAAAAAUAAAAUAUUAUUAUAAAUAAAUAAAUAAAUAAAUAAA
Messenger RNA from Panthera uncia (snow leopard), 1334 nucleotides. RefSeq names its product mitochondrial intermembrane space import and assembly protein 40-like. The transcript has a single exon. Gene Ontology annotation, molecular function: protein-disulfide reductase activity. Lineage: Eukaryota; Metazoa; Chordata; Mammalia; Carnivora; Felidae. Gene Ontology annotation, cellular component: mitochondrial intermembrane space. The coding region runs from base 66 to 512 and encodes 148 amino acids. The record is from RefSeq and is a predicted model, not a curated record. Gene Ontology annotation, biological process: protein import into mitochondrial intermembrane space.